Messenger RNA from Tarenaya hassleriana, 1383 nucleotides. RefSeq names its product GATA transcription factor 21. The record is from RefSeq and is a predicted model, not a curated record. Lineage: Eukaryota; Viridiplantae; Streptophyta; Magnoliopsida; Brassicales; Cleomaceae. The transcript has 4 exons. Gene Ontology annotation, molecular function: sequence-specific DNA binding; zinc ion binding. Gene Ontology annotation, biological process: regulation of DNA-templated transcription. Bases 97 to 1056 code for a protein of 319 amino acids.
UUUAAAAAGGAUCUAACAUAGUAUAGCUUGGACCCUUUUUGCCGUCUCUGAUAUCUCUCAAUCUCUCUUCUCUCCUUUGUAUCUCUCUCUCUCCCCAUGAAUUCAAAUUUUCAUUACCAUAUAGAUCUCAAUGAAGAUCAAAACCACCAACCCUUUUUCUGCACUCUUGGAUCGUCUCUACAUCAAGAUUCUUCUUCAUCUUCGUCUCUCUCAUCGUACCUUCCUUUCUUGAUCAACUCUCAGCAAGGGCAUGUUGAGUACAGCAACACUGCUAAAUACCAUGGUGAUCAUCAUCAUGAUCAUCUCCCCCAACCCCUCGAGGGGAAGAUGCCGAUGUCUAACGGUGGAUCAUCAUGCGAUCACAUGGUGCCAAAGAAGGAGACAAGACUGAAACUGACAAUAAGGAAGAAAGAAGAGAGGACCGAUAUUCUUCCGCUUCAGGACCAGACAAAAGCCGAUCAGAGCUGUUUGUCGCCGACCACCACAACCACCGUCAAGUGGAUGUCUUCGAAGAUGAGGCUGGUGAAGAAGAUGGUCACCAACAAACAACCCAUGGACCGAGCUCUCCAAGAAGACGAUCACGACAAGAGAAUUUCCCAGAAUCACUCUACUACACUCUACGACAAUGAUUACGGUAACAACAAUGGCGUGAUUAGGGUUUGCUCUGAUUGCAAUACCACCAAAACUCCUCUCUGGAGAAGUGGACCAAGAGGUCCAAAGUCGCUUUGCAAUGCAUGUGGAAUACGGCAGAGGAAAGCGAGGCGGUCGGCGAAGAAGAAGAUGCAAAACAAGAACAAGAGACCGCGAGACCAAUUCACUCCGCCGCCGCCAAAGGCCAAGAAGAGCAAGAUCGCUACUUCGCCGGUGGAAGAUGCCUCAGAAUCUCAGAGCAAAUCUUCGCCAUCGUCUUCAUCUUCGUCGUCGAGCAAAUUCGGUUUCGAUGAUUUGACGAUAAUACUGAGCAAGAGCUCGGCGUUUCAGCAGGUUUUCCCACAGGACGAGAAAGAAGCCGCCAUUUUGCUCAUGGCUCUAUCUUAUGGAAUGGUUCACGGCUGAUCAGAUAAAAUUUCUGAUUACAAACUAGACCAUAUAUAUAUAUAUAUAUAUAUAUAUAUAUAUUAUGUUAUAGUAUAAUAAUUGAUUCUCAAAUCAUGGUUUGGUUCUUGAUAAUUAGUUUUGCAGUGAGGAGUGAAACAUCGUAAUAAGAGAGUGAGUUCGUAGGUUUUCUGUUACCAUGGAUCUUGAUUAUGGUAUGUAUUUGAUGUUUUUCUUGCAUGGACAGGUUGAUAACCACAUCAUAUGGAUCUUCUUGUUCAUUUUCUUCUCUUAUCGUGUAAUGAAAUUCGAGGAAUAAUUAAUUAAUCUUUCCCAUUAAUUCUUUAA